GAAGUAGCUGCCCCCUCUACCGACGCGCGUACGUCGUUUUUCUGAUCUCGUCUGCGUCAUCCGUCCACCCCCCGUGCGUUUCUCUCUUUCUCUCCCGCUUUGCCUGCUUCACCGUCGUCGACAAUGGCAGCCCCCACUCGCGCUACGUUCGCAGCCGGCUGCUACUGGGGCACCGAGCACUUCUUCCUUCGCCACUUCAAGAGCGCCAUUGUGACGCACAAGGUGGGCUUUAUGGGUGGGCGGGAGGAGGAGACGAUGUCGUACGAUGAGGUGAAGAAAGGCACCACGGGCCACGCAGAGGUGUUCGACUUCACCUACGACCCCAGUAAGACUUCCUACGCGGAUUUGCUGGCGUUCUUCUUUCGCAUGCACAACUCCACGACGCCGAACCGGCAGGAGGGCGACAUCGGCACAAACUACCGCAGCGCUAUCUUCUACCACACCGACGAGCAGAAGCAAGAGGCGGAGGACUAUAUUGCGAAGCUGAACGGUGCGGAUGAGAAACUGCACUCUGCUUUUGCGAGGGCCUUCGGUGGUGCCGCAUGCAUCACCUCGGUGGAGAAGGCCGGCAGGUUCUACCCUGCACACGAGGCUCACCAAGAUUAUCUUGAGAAGAAUCCGAACGGGUACUGCGCACAUCGCAUCUACUUCUAG
Molecule: messenger RNA, 654 nt
Organism: Leptomonas pyrrhocoris
Lineage: Eukaryota; Euglenozoa; Kinetoplastea; Trypanosomatida; Trypanosomatidae
Product: putative peptide methionine sulfoxide reductase
Exons: 1
Coding region: 124-654 (176 amino acids)
Molecular function (GO): peptide-methionine (S)-S-oxide reductase activity
Source: RefSeq, a predicted model, not a curated record